Messenger RNA from Camelina sativa (false flax), 361 nucleotides. Its product is annotated as defensin-like protein 43. The record is from RefSeq and is a predicted model, not a curated record. Lineage: Eukaryota; Viridiplantae; Streptophyta; Magnoliopsida; Brassicales; Brassicaceae.
UCUAAUAUAAAUACCACUUUAUAGUUGAUAACUUUGAUAUAUACUGCAAGCAAGAAAAUGGGUAUCACAAAGACUUCAAUGAUCUUUUUAUUCUUGAUAGUAUUGACAGCAUCUUUGUUGAAUUACAACGUCUUGGCUUCAGAGAUCAAACCUACAGGGAGAAUCGAUGAUAUGUGCAAGACUACUUGUUCGGCAACAUAUGGAAAUGGUAAAUGUGGGGCAGACUGUAGAAAGGCUGGGUUCUCAUCCGGACAAUGUGCUACUUCUGGUCCUUUCGUAAACAAAUGUUGUUGCACCAAGUGAUAAAACCGACCUUUUGUAUUUGCAGUUAACAUUCAUAUAUGUUUUUUCUUUUGCCAUA